AUGAAGCGUAAGCUCUCAGAUGCCGGCGAUCAGCCGCCUGUUUCGACCCCAAAGAGAAGACGAACAGCCCUAGAACAAUCCAAUAGCGCCCUGAACGGCCACGCGCCCAGCGGCGAUGCCUCCUACGAGCUUCCCCCAUCAGCACGAGGCCAAUCAACACCCAAAAAGGCCAACGGUGUCUCCGCUACGCCAUUACAACAGUCUGGGCUGAAAACACCUACCCACAAAUCUAAGGCCCGUGGCUUGUUCGCUACACCUACAAAGCCUAAGUCUGCAAUCGCAGCGACCCCGUCUCGAGUUAAGAACGCAGAUCGAUCUGCGCGGAAGAAGAGCGCACGAGUGCUGUUCGAGCAAGACGAAGAUGCAUCUUGGGAUGGAUCGGAACGACUAGCAGAAGAAAUCUUAAAUGGAGAUGAGCCAGACACGGAGAAAGCGGGUCAGGAUCUAGCGGAGAGCAUAGAACCUGAAGGCGCAGAAGAGGCUCCGGAAAAGGGAGUGAAACAACCAAAGCGCCGUGCAGGGCGACCGAAAGGUGCGAGAAAUAAGCGCUCCCCGACACCGGAAGGCGAGCUUCCUGCACACGAGCGAUACUUUUUCCAGAACCGCGCCGGUCCUGUCAAGACAUCAAAUGCCACUCUCAACAAAGUACCGCUUUUAACACAUGAGGAAUAUUUUGAGAAACUUGGUCAAUAUGAUGAUCCUUGCAAGGAAGAAAAGGAAUAUCUCCAGUCCUUGCACCACCGAUCUUUCCCGCAGUGGGCAUUCGAAUUCAAUGAAGGUUUCAACAUCUGCCUAUUUGGCUACGGCUCCAAGCGCAAGCUGAUGGAUCAAUUCGCGGAGUGGAUCUACAACUACCACUUAUCCGCCACUACGACUCCAACUAUUGUAAUGGUCAAUGGUUACACACCAGGCAUCUCCAUCAGAUCAAUCUUCGCCACGAUCGUCACGGCCGUAAUGGGUGAUGAUGCACCAUCCAAGCUUGGCGCACAGCCAACCGAGGUCCUCGAGCUACUACAAUCUGCACUCAAGUCGCAUGAAGAGCCCGUCACCGUUUUGAUCAACUCUAUUGAUGCCCCGCCUCUCCGCCGCGCAGCCAACCAAGCGCUCCUUGCUCGUCUGGCUGCAACACCGCUCAUACGCCUCCUAGUCACAGCCGAUACCCCCAACUUCCCGGUCAUGUGGGAUAUCAGUCUGCGUGAUCAACUGAAUCUCGUCUUCCACGACUGUACAACCUUCCUGCCAUUCUCGGCGGAGGUCGACGUCGUCGAGGAGGUCAACGCUCUCCUCGGACGCAAGGGCCGCCGCGUCGGCGGGAAAGAUGGCGUGGGCUUUGUGCUCAAGAGUCUUCCCGAAAAUGCACGCAACCUGUACCGUCUCCUACUAACAGAACUGAUCACUCUACUGGACGACGGUCACCAGUCAGAUGAUGAAAGCGCAGAGACCGCUGGCAAGGCUGGCGAUGAAACUGGUAUUGAGUUCCGUCUCCUUUAUCAGAAAGCAACAGAAGAGUUUGUAGCUUCUUCAGAGAUGAUGUUCCGUACCCUGCUGAAGGAGUUCCACGACCACCAGAUGAUCACUUCGCGCAUGGAUGCAAGCGGUAUGGAGAUUCUAGGUGUGCCACUGUCCCGCGAUGAAAUGGAGGGCGUGCUGGAGGAUCUGGUGUUGGGGUAG
Molecule: messenger RNA, 1671 nt
Organism: Penicillium vulpinum
Lineage: Eukaryota; Fungi; Ascomycota; Eurotiomycetes; Eurotiales; Aspergillaceae
Product: origin recognition complex subunit 2
Exons: 1
Coding region: 1-1671 (556 amino acids)
Biological process (GO): DNA replication
Cellular component (GO): nucleus; nuclear origin of replication recognition complex
Molecular function (GO): DNA replication origin binding
Source: RefSeq, a predicted model, not a curated record